UGCAGACAGCUUGAGAACACGACUUGUGCACCGAGAACGUGGCCAGUCGGAGCCCAGCUUCCACACUGGACACAUCACUGCUGCUGCUGCUGCUUCCACCAGAUCCCCCAAAUCACUGCAAUGAAUUACGAGCAGGAUUUUCCUCAUGUCCUCUUCACUACCUUCAAACCUAUUCCUGUUAACAAAGAAGAACCUCAAAGACAUCCAUCUGGAAAUGCAAAUUUGGUCCAGUCCCAAGAAUCGAAAGCAGUCAUCCAAGAUGGAGACAAAAAAUUGGAAAGUAGGGCGGAUGUAGUGCUUUUCUCACAGAAUGGUGCCCAGAAAGAUAAUUCUAAGAAUCCAGCAGGCACUCUGAAAGAACAGACACACAACUGGUUUGAAAAGACACAGCGGAUGAGACUUGUCAAGAAUGGGGUGUUCCCCGAAUGGUUCCAUGGAUUUCUUACUCGCAAGAGGACAGAGCAGAUGUUGGAGGUGAAGCCCCCAGGAUGUUUUCUCAUCCGUUUCUGUGAAAGCCGAGUCGGCUUCGUCCUUUCAUACAGAGGCACUGAUCGUUGUCGCCAUUUCAUGCUUGACCUGCUGGAAGAUGACCGCUAUGUGAUCGAGGGAGAGGACAGUGCCCACCGCAGCCUACAAGAGUUAAUAGAUCAUUACCGUGUUUAUCCUGUAGAACCCUACAAAGAACGUCUCACAACAGUUUGUGCUAAGAAAGUUACAAGUAAGGACGUCAUCGGCCCCUUGCAAAAUCAAGCUGAUGAAGAUAAAAAUAAGAAAAUGUACAGCAAUGUCACUACAGAAGCAAAUGCACCAAGUGAUCCAAAGCUUUCAUCACCUGCUUCUUCUGAAGAAUUAGAGGACUUACUGGCAAAAAUAAAAAACAAGAAGCUUAAAAGUAAGGACUCCAGUGGCCCCUUGCAAAAUCAAGCUGAUGAAGAUAAAAAGGAGAAAAUGUACAGCAGCGUCACUAAGGAAGCAAAUGCACCAAGUGAUCAUAAGCUUUCAUCACCUGCUUCUCCUGAAGAAAGAGAGAACUUACUGGCCAGAAUAAAAAACAAGAAGCUUAAAAGUAAGGACUCCAAUGGCCUCUUGCAAAAUAAAGCUGAUGACGAUCAAAAGAAGAAACUGUACAACAGUGUCACUAAAGAAGCAAAUUCACCAAGUAAUCCAAAGCUUUCUCCGUCCAAUUCUCUGGAAGAAAGAGAGGACUUACUAGCCAAAAUAAAAACCAAGGUUAAACAUGUAUCACCUCCACCUAGACCAAAACAACCCAUUUCAAGAGAAGAAUCCUUAAAAGUUUCAGUGGAAGAGACUGAACCAGCUGCAUAUGCACUGGUUAAAAAAAUACCAGCAGUCAAGGUUCAAAACAAACCUAGGACAUCUCCUCCAGAAGAGCCUUAUUCUACCCUAGAGGAGUUCCAUACAUACUCAGAUCCUCCCGGAUUGGUAGCAGCAAACCAUGAUCUUUUUGAUGAGAUGGAAGAACCUAUAGCUUUUUACGCCAUGGGGCGUGGGUCUGGCAAGGACACUCAGGAGAAUGUUUAUUCUGAGGUGGACCUCAAUGCUGUGGCAUCUCAUGGAUUCCAAAAAGGGUCAAAGUGUGGAGCCACCACCACUACUCUUCCAAAGAAAAUGAACAAACCUUUGAAGAAUAAAACUACCCCUUUCCACUCUUCUUUCCGCCAGAAGAAACCGUCAACUUUGCAGCUGGAAGACUGCGGCAGGACAUGGGGAAGUUCAGUAAAGCCUGCCUCUGAAACCAAGGUAUUGAAAACAAGAAAGAACAAAAAGCUUCAGUUUGACGAUCCAACUUAUGCAAAGUCGGCCCAACAUCAAGUGGUCCCAUAUGUUUCCCCCAACCAAGAGGAGGAUCUUGAGGACAUCUAUGAAAAGAUCAGAGAUGACUGCAUCCAAAUGUCUAAAAACAAUGGAUCAGCCAAUCACAAAUCAAGCUGAUCAACAGGGCAAGAACCUACAAUGACUUUCUCUAAUUCUUGGACCCUGAAAUGAGGUCUGUAACCUGCACUUUAGAAGAAAUAAGGAUUUUGAAUUCAAGGCCUGCAACAGAUUACUGAGAUGUGAUUUUGGGGCUUUUAUUUAAAAGGAAGAGUUUAUAUGCCGAUGACU
Xenopus laevis (African clawed frog) is the source of this 2124-nucleotide messenger RNA. RefSeq lists its product as uncharacterized. The record is from RefSeq and is a predicted model, not a curated record. The transcript is spliced from 10 exons. Lineage: Eukaryota; Metazoa; Chordata; Amphibia; Anura; Pipidae. Bases 121 to 1953 code for a protein of 610 amino acids.